AACUUCUCUUAUCCUAUUCUAAGUUCUAACACUGCACAAUAAAGAUUCCUUCUUUUUAUUUUCUCUAUAAAAUCCCACAAUUUUUGUUGUAACCAAAAAAACAUAACACAAACACAAUUUUCCUUUCUCACUUUCUUCUUGCUAUUCAUACAAAAAAAAUGGCUUCAGAUUCCAAAUCAAAUCUUAAAAUCACCAUACAAAGCAAUCCUUCAGAAUCAACCUUAGCUGAACUCAACAUCAAGUGUUGGCCCAAAUGGGGGUGUUCACCAGGGAAAUACCAGUUAAAAUUUGAUGCAGAGGAAACAUGCUAUUUGUUGAAAGGAAAAGUUAAAGCAUACACAAAAGGUUCAUCAUCAGAGUAUGUAGAGUUUGGUGCUGGAGAUCUUGUGACAAUUCCAAAAGGACUAAGUUGUACUUGGGAUGUUUCUGUUGCUGUUGAUAAGUACUACAAAUUUGAAGCUUCAUCAUCUUCUUAGUUACUAGUAGUUGGUUAGAUUUAGUAGAAGCAACAACAGCUUUUUUAUUCUUUCUUUCUUUCACAUUUUUGCUUAUUUUGAGGAAGAAUUAGAGAGUUUGAAGUUUUAUGUAUGUUUGGUUUUGUGGGGAAAGUGGCAGUUUUAGUCAAAGAAAGAACCAAUCAGUCAAAUGAAUAACUGUCUUGUUCAAACUACAGUUCUUUAAAGUGUUUUAAUGUAGUAAUAUUAAAAUA
This is a messenger RNA of Lathyrus oleraceus (garden pea), 709 nucleotides long. RefSeq lists its product as uncharacterized. The transcript is spliced from 2 exons. Bases 159 to 476 code for a protein of 105 amino acids. The record is from RefSeq and is a predicted model, not a curated record. NCBI's taxonomy places the organism in Eukaryota, Viridiplantae, Streptophyta, Magnoliopsida, Fabales, Fabaceae.